AUUGAAAAUAUGGAGUCUAAUGAUCAACAAUCUAAUAGUUGUAAUGAUGUCAAAAGUUUGGACAAUUUGGAUAUAGAUUUUCAUGAAACUAUAAGAGGUCAGACACCAGAAGAUAUUAAGGAACAGUGUUUACAGGUAUGUCAGGACUAUAUUGCCGGUGAUUGGAUCAAACAGACAGUCGAAACCAUUGAAGUGACUCGAAUUACCGGCGGUGUAACCAAUCAAUUAUAUAAAUGUGCUAUUAAUGAAUCAGAUGCCAACCCAACGGUUCCCAAUGUUGUGGCCGUACGUAUAUAUGGUAGCAAAUGGUCAAAAAGUAAUGUCUAUGACGGCAAUGAAAGACUCAGUGAUAUAAUCAUAUCGAUGAUGGUUUCGGAAAGAAAAUUGGGACCAAAAUUAUUAGGUGUUUUCAAUGGCGGAGAAAUCAGUGUUUUUCAUAACCACCGACAGUUUAAACUUGAAGAACAAAAAAAUGCAAAACUUGUUGAAGAAUUGUUCCGAAAGAUCGCCCGAAUUCAUGCCAUGGAUGUACCGCUUAUAAAGAAACACUGGGUUUUUGAUGAAAUUGAUGGCAACUAUCAAAAAGUUAUGAAUCAAUCGUCUAUUCCUCAACUUAUUGAUCAAUUAAAUUGCGAAACACUUAAGACUGUCGAUAUCAGUGAUGAAAUAAAUUGGCUCAAAGAGAAAGUCAUUGAAAUUGGAAGUCCUAUGGUUUUCUCACACAAUGAUCUGCUUAGUAGUAAUAUAAUGGUAUUGGAGGACAACGAUAAUCAUAACAGUGAAGAACAGAUACUGAUUUGUGACUAUGAAUAUGGCUGUUAUGGGUAUAGGGGUAGCGAUUUGGGAUCAAUUAUUAGUGAAUGGGGUCGACUAUGGAGUGAUUUUAAAGUAGAUCACAAUCUUAUUGAUGACUCUAUCAUUAAUCAAUUACUUGGCUAUUAUAUCGAUGAAAAUAUCAAAAUUUUUGGUAUAAAUUAUUCAGAAAAUCCUAUCAAUUCAAUGAAUCAAUUGGUCAAAGAAGUCAAACUAUUUGUAUUGAUUGGCAAAAUAUGUUUGAUAUUGUUUUGCUUGAGAAUAGAUGAACAUUCAGAUGAUAUGCCAAAUGAAACAGUAUUUCUGCAAUUAGCGGAACGUACGUACAAAAAUUAUUUGCGAUUAAAGACAACAAUUGAUUUAUAA
Molecule: messenger RNA, 1179 nt
Organism: Oppia nitens
Lineage: Eukaryota; Metazoa; Arthropoda; Arachnida; Sarcoptiformes; Oppiidae
Product: choline/ethanolamine kinase-like
Exons: 3
Coding region: 10-1179 (389 amino acids)
Biological process (GO): CDP-choline pathway; phosphatidylethanolamine biosynthetic process
Cellular component (GO): cytoplasm
Molecular function (GO): choline kinase activity; ethanolamine kinase activity
Source: RefSeq, a predicted model, not a curated record